Nicotiana tabacum (common tobacco) is the source of this 669-nucleotide messenger RNA. NCBI's taxonomy places the organism in Eukaryota, Viridiplantae, Streptophyta, Magnoliopsida, Solanales, Solanaceae. The record is from RefSeq and is a predicted model, not a curated record.
AUGGAACAGGAAGAUACCAAACUUCAACACGUAAUUAAUAUGAUCAUCGGUGGAGUCGAUAUCCCACAGGAGCCAAUGUUGAAACACACCAGAAUUUCCAUCACCAGGGAGAAACAACCUCAAGAUUACAUACCAGAAGGAGUUUUAUCCUUCAGUGAUGAGGAUGCGAAAGGGAUCAUACAACCUCACAAUGAUGUGUUGGUAAUAUCUAUACUCGUAAAUAAAAGUAGAAUUAAAUGUGUGUUAAUUGAUCUAGGUAGCUCGACCAACAUUAUUCGGUCUAAGGUCGUAGAACAGCUCGGUCUACAAGACAGGAUCAUGCCAGCAGUCCGAGUCCUAAACGGGUUCAACAUGGCAUGUGCAACUACCAAAAGAAAGAUAACGUUACCGGUCAAUACCGCCGGAAUCGUACGAGAGGCCAAGUUUUAUAUAAUCGAAGGGGACAUAAGGUACAACGCCCUUCUCGGAAGGCCGUGGAUCCACCACAUGAGGGCAGUACCCUCAACUCUUCACCAAGUGCUAAAACUCCCAGUCCCAGGGGGCAUCAAGACAAUCUACGGGGAACAACCGGCAGCAAAAGAGAUGUUUGCCAUCGAAGAAGUGAUUCUGAUAUCAACGCUCACAACACCGAAGGAACCGAUUUAUGGCGCCGACCCAAAGGCCAAAUAG